This is a messenger RNA of Trypanosoma rangeli, 1275 nucleotides long. RefSeq names its product putative mucin-like glycoprotein. The transcript has a single exon. The coding region runs from base 1 to 1275 and encodes 424 amino acids. The record is from RefSeq and is a predicted model, not a curated record. NCBI's taxonomy places the organism in Eukaryota, Euglenozoa, Kinetoplastea, Trypanosomatida, Trypanosomatidae.
AUGGCGAUGGCGACGGUGCGGCACCGUGCGGUGUGUGUCCUGGCGGUCCUUGCGCUGCUGUGCGGCUGCCUCUCCUCCGCGUGGGGGGAGGUAGGUCCAACUAUUCCUGCUGCCGUUGUGGAAGAAGUAUGGUUGCAGGUGGAGGUGGCUUGUGAGCGGACUGAGGGAAAUUUAAAAUGGCGCUUUUCUGGAGAGACGGGUUGGCAAACUUGUGCGCCUGUCGCCGAAGCGAAUGUGGAAUCGCCAAAAGAUACUUGCGGAUGGCUGUGCGAUAGCGCUGAUGCUCUGUACAACGGUUCAAACUGUACCGAUGCGUGUGUUACCAGGAGUGAUGCCGUUGCGUUCACGAUGCAAUUUGCAAGAAGGGAUGGCAAACAGGUGUGCAACCGCUCAGUACCAGCAAACAGCGCUGGCACUUUCUCUUCUGUUACGUCAGGUGUUUGCAAUAAAAAAGCUGCGGAUCAAACAACAACCCAAAAGUCUGCUCUGGAACCUGCUGCUAGACCAUCAACACCAGCGGCAAACUCACAGGAGAAGGCCCCGGGGGAGAACGGCCCAGUGAGCAGUACACCAUUGAAAGGGCUGGCGAAAGAUGGUGGUGGCCCACAGCGCGAGGAAAAGGAGACAACUGACCAGCGGGGUAAGCAGCAGGUGGCUCGUGGAAAUGCCGUUCAGAGCGGGCAGAUUGGCAAAGUGCCCCAAAGCCGUGAAGAGGUCGAGCGUGCUGAGGAGGAGGUUAAGAGUGAUAUUGAGCCCAGCAGCGGCGCAGCUCCCACAGUCGAGCCUCCAGCAGCCUCUGCCCCUCUGCCUACCGGCGCUCCACCAACAAUCCCCGGAUCCCUUCCUUCAAGUAGCCAGUCUUUAUAUGACGUUGGCAACGAACACCAGACUGCUGAGGGCGCUCUUUUCCGUGCAGGUGGGGACACCAACGAUACUCCAACCAGGCCGGCCGCAGAAUCACAAGCGGGAGGUGAUCCGGCGCAAAGUGACGCUCACGGUUCCCCGGGGGAAACGAAUGCGGCGAGUGGCAGGGAGCAAGAAGGGGGUGCUGAGCGCCAGAAGAAGACGGAGCACGACACCAGCAAGUCAACAGGCCUUGCGCAGUCCGUUGCUGGCGCCGCACAGGCUUUGGUGCACAAUACCACCAUCAAGAGCAGCGCCACUGGGAACAUUGUGACCAAUUCUUCCGACGGCAGCUACACCACCACGCCGUUUGUGCCCACAUCGCUUCUGCUGCUGCUGCUCGUGGCUGCCCUUGCCUGCGCUACUGGGUAA